GUGGAUGUGGAGGAGGUGGACCCCCGAGGCCGAACUCCCUUGCACCUGGCCACCACCUUGGGGCAUCUGGAGUGUGCGCGAGUUCUCCUGCGGCAUGGAGCGGACGUGGCCAAAGAAAAUCGGUCCGGCUGGACAGUGUUGCAGGAGGCGGUCAGCACUCAAGAUCUGGAGCUCGUUCAACUGGCGCUACGGUAUCGGGACUACCAGAGAGCCAUCAAACGCUUGGCUGGAAUCCCCGUCCUGUUAGAAAAACUACGGAAGGCUCAAGAUUUCUACGUAGAGAUGAAGUGGGAAUUCACCAGUUGGGUUCCCUUGGUCUCCAAGAUUUGCCCCAGCGACACGUACAAGGUGUGGAAGUGUGGCCAGAACCUGCGGGUGGACACCACGUUGCUGGGCUUCGACCACAUGACGUGGCAGCGCGGGAACCACAGCUUCAUCUUCCGGGGCCAAGAUACGAGCGCGGUGUUCAUGGAGGUGGAUCACAACCGGCAGGUGGUUUACUCCGAAACGCUGGCACUGGCUGCCCACGACCAGGAGACCAUCCUGGCGGCCAUGCAGCCCACCGAGGAGCAGGUGAUGGGGCGCCUGAUGGCCCCCGUGGUCGCCACGCAUCUGGACAUGCGCAAUAUUGCCUUCGAGAGGAACAAGACGGGUAUUUUAGGCUGGAGGAGUGAAAAGACGGAGGUGGUGAACGGGUACGAAGCCAAGGUUUAUGGGGCUUCCAACGUAGAACUCAUCACCCGGACGCGGACCGAACACCUUUCCGAGCAGCACAAAGGAAAAACUAAAGGUGGCAAAACCCCACUGCAGUCGUUCCUGGGCAUCGCCGAACAACACGUGGGUCCCAACAAUGGG
Molecule: messenger RNA, 855 nt
Organism: Notechis scutatus (mainland tiger snake)
Lineage: Eukaryota; Metazoa; Chordata; Lepidosauria; Squamata; Elapidae
Source: RefSeq, a predicted model, not a curated record